AUGGCUCUUUUAACACCUCAUCCAGCUUCCCAAUAUCGGCCCAAAGCCAAGCUUCACAUAGGAUUGCAGCUUCUCCAUGGCACUACAGCCACCACAGGGCCUAGCCCAGUAACUAUGGAUGCAGCAGCCACAACCAACAUCUCAACAUUCCAUCUGGAACCUAGCCAGCACCUGGCAUUCUGGAUUGCUUCCCCAAUAUCAGCCCAAAGCCAAGCUUCACAUAGGAUUCUCCAUGGCACUACAGCUACCACAGAGCCUAGCCCAGUAACUAUGGAUGCAGCAGCCACAACCAACAUCUCAACAUUCCAUCUGGAACCUAGCCAGCACCUGACAUUCUGGAUUGUGAAAAUUGGUCAUGUUUCUGUUCUUUCUGUUAGGAGUCAUGUCCUCCAAAUCAAACCAAGGAAUAUUACAAGAAUUUCUGAAUUUCUUCUGCUUGGACUUUCAGAGGAGCCAAAGUUGCAGCCCCUUAUGUUUGGGCUUUUCCUCUCUAUGUAUCUGAUCACUGUAGUUGGAAACCUGCUUAUCAUCCUGGCCACCAUCACAGACUCCCACCUGCACACGCCCAUGUACUUCUUCCUCUCUAACCUGUCGUUCGUAGACAUCUGUUUCACCUCCACCACUGUCCCAAAGAUGCUGCUGAAUAUACAGACACAGAGCAAAGCUAUAACCUAUGCAGGCUGCAUCACCCAGAUGUACUUUUUUCUAUUCCUUGCAGUGUUGGACAUUUUUCUGCUGACUGUGAUGGCCUAUGAUCGGUACGUGGCCAUCUGUCACCCCCUGCACUACACAGUCAUUAUGAACCCCUGGAUUUGUGUGUUACUGGUUAUGGUGUCCUGGCUCAUGAGUGUCCUAAAUUCUUUGUUGCAAAGCUUAAUGGUGCUGUGGCUGUCCUUCUGUACACAUGUGGAAAUCCCCCACUUUUUCUGUGAACUCAAUCAGGUGGUCCACCUUGCUUGUUCUGACACCUUUCUUAAUGACAUGGUGAUCUAUUUUACAGCUGUGCUGCUGGGUGGUGGCCCCCUCAGUGGGAUCCUUUACUCUUACUCUAAGAUAGUCUCUGCCAUACGUGCAAUCUCAUCAGCCGAGGGAAAGUAUAAAGCUUUUUCCACCUGUGCAUCUCACCUCUCAGUUGUCUCCUUGUUUUAUUGUACAAGCAUGGGUGUGUACAUUAGUUCUGCUGCUACCCACAACUCACAGUCAAGUGCAACAGCUUCAGUGUUAUAUGCUGUGGUCACACCCAUGCUGAACCCGUUCAUCUACAGUCUGAGGAAUAAAGACAUAAAAAGGGCUCUGAGAAGAUUCUUUGGGAGGGAACCUAUUAAAGGAUCAACUGUACUGAGACUGAAGACAUGCCCUCAUUAG
Tupaia belangeri chinensis (Chinese tree shrew) is the source of this 1365-nucleotide messenger RNA. RefSeq names its product olfactory receptor 7A17. Gene Ontology annotation, cellular component: membrane. The transcript is spliced from 3 exons. The record is from RefSeq and is a predicted model, not a curated record. Bases 1 to 1365 code for a protein of 454 amino acids. Gene Ontology annotation, biological process: G protein-coupled receptor signaling pathway. Gene Ontology annotation, molecular function: G protein-coupled receptor activity; olfactory receptor activity. Lineage: Eukaryota; Metazoa; Chordata; Mammalia; Scandentia; Tupaiidae.